GAAAACAAAGCACUAAGCACGUGCGUGUGAUAGCUCAAAAAGUUCAAAACUGUUCAGUUGAUUUUGUGAAUUCGUGAUCGCUGUGAUAUUUUGUUCAUAUUUUGCAGUGCGGUUCCGCAUAUCUCUCUCAUAAAAAAAUGCCGGAUAAGAUCAGUAUAUACGACGUGGGUGAUCGAUACGAUAUGUCCGAGUCGGAAAAUGAGUAUGACGAGCAAGAAAAAAAGUUGCUCAAAAACCUCCGCACCGACAGGACCAGUCGCGCGACCGAUGACGACGACGAGGCAGUCCUCGGAUUCGAUGAGGACGACAAUUACGAUGACGACGACGAUGGUGAGUUCGAUGAUAUCCGGAAGUUUGAACACGACAGCGAUAUUGAGGACAAGGAGGACGAUGAUGAUUUGCCAGAUCGGAAGGCGUGGGGUUCCAAGGCAAGGGACUUCUACGGGGCGGAUUACGUCGAUCAGGAUUAUGACAGUUUGACGGCCCAGGAGGAGGAACGGGCCCGGCUGGAGGAGAUCGAGGCGAAGGAAAUUCAGCAACGGUUGGCCAAAGAGCUGAAUGAUGCGGACUUUUCGCUGGAUAUGUUCGUUCCGGAGCAGGAAUCGAGUGGGGAGAAAAAGACAAAGAAAAAAAAGGAAAAGACGGAGAUCAAGCUGAAGGCCGAUUUGUCGGAUCUGAGCGAUCGACAGAAGAGGGAGCUGUUCCGGAAGGAAGCACCGGAGUUUGAUGGGUUGGUGGAGGAUUUCGAGCGGAAUUUGGAAGAGUGUCACGAUGUGUUGGAACCUGUUUUGAAAUACCUGGUAGAGAGGGAUGUCAAGGAUCAUCCGUUUGUGGAGCUGCUUAGCACACGGUAUAAGCUGGGAUUGAGUUAUUGCAAUAAUAUUAGUUUCUAUCUUUUACUGAAGUCGAAGAAAAUCAAAGUCAAAAAUCAUCCGGUAGUCAAACGGUUGGUUCAGAUGAAGCAACUUUUGCUGGAGUUAGAGCAGAAAUAUGAGAAAUCGAUCAAGUCACAGGUGGAAAAGCUUUUAGGGCACAUCGCUGAUGACGAUGAAUUGGUGUUUGAAGACGAUGUUCCGGUGCCAGUGACGGAGAAACCAAAAAAGAAGUUAGCGAUGGUAGAAGAUUUGGAGCUCGGUGAAGAAUUGGAAGAUCAGUCGGACCAAGAGCAUGAAUUGGAGGAAUCAUCUUCAGAAACAGAGGAUGUACCAUCGGCAAAGAAGAUGCGAUUGGAUGUUAGUGAUUCGGAAGAGGAUCAAGAGGAUAACAAAGAGUUGGCUGAAGAAGAGGAUGCCAUGGAAGGGGAUAGCAAACGCAAGAUCACUUACCAAAUGGCCAAAAACAAGGGUCUUACCGUGCGGAAGAAGAAAGAUCAGCGAAACAUUCGGGUCAAGAACCGUCGAAAAUUCCAGAAGGCAUUGGUGCGAAGGAAAGGAGCGGUUCGAUCUGUUCGAACGGAAACGUCGCGGUAUGCCGGUGAGGCCACUGGCAUCAAGGCGUUCAUCAAGAGAAGCAUCAAAAUCAAAUAAUGGACAUACAAAGAGUCACUGAUGGGAGAGCAGCAUAUUCUCUGGAGAUGGACAAAAAUUCUGCAUCACACAAAAUCGCAUCAGAG
Messenger RNA from Armigeres subalbatus, 1612 nucleotides. Its product is annotated as something about silencing protein 10-like. Gene Ontology annotation, biological process: maturation of SSU-rRNA from tricistronic rRNA transcript (SSU-rRNA, 5.8S rRNA, LSU-rRNA). The record is from RefSeq and is a predicted model, not a curated record. NCBI's taxonomy places the organism in Eukaryota, Metazoa, Arthropoda, Insecta, Diptera, Culicidae. The transcript has 2 exons. Bases 138 to 1526 code for a protein of 462 amino acids. Gene Ontology annotation, cellular component: nucleolus; small-subunit processome.